CAUUUUGACGUGUUUCAACUUUCAGUCUCUCCUGGUUGUGAACUUGUGGUUGACAAACUGAGAUAAUAAUGGCGAUACACACCGCAGCAGCAGUAGCCAGUGGUGUAACAAGUGCAUCAUACCCAUCUCUCUCCUUCUCAACUUUGAAACCACCAACAUCUCGCUCCCUUUUUCAGAAAUUAGCAGCUCACCCAUCUUCCAUCAUAAACACAAGUCCUCAUCUUCCAUCAAAACCACUAACUAAUUUAACCCCCAAAGCUUCUUCUUCUUCUUCCACACAGCCAAUGCUUCCUCCUUACAAUGUUUUGAUCACUGGCUCUACCAAAGGAAUUGGGUAUGCCCUUGCCAAGGAGUUCUUGCAACAAGGUGACAAUGUUGUUAUCUGCUCAAGAUCAGCUGAAAGGGUGGAAAAUGCUGUACAGAGUUUAAGUGAAGAAUUUGGAAAGCAGCAUGUGUGGGGUACCCAGUGUGAUGUCCGAGAUGGCAAUGAUGUGAGGAAUCUAGUUGAAUUUGCGCAGAAAAACCUUAAGUAUAUUGAUAUAUGGAUUAAUAAUGCUGGCUCAAAUGCCUACAGCUACAAGCCACUGGCUGAAGCUUCAGACGAAGAUCUUCUAGAAGUUGUCACCACAAAUACGCUUGGUUUGAUGAUAUGUUGUCGAGAGGCAAUAAACAUGAUGCUAAAACAGCCUGGUGGGGGUCAUAUAUUCAAUAUUGAUGGGGCUGGUUCAGAUGGAAGACCAACACCCAGAUUUGCUGCAUAUGGAGCGACUAAACGAAGCGUAGUGCAUCUAACAAAAUCAUUACAGGCCGAACUUCAAAUGCAGGAAGUAAAAAAUGUCAUUAUACAUAACCUUUCGCCAGGAAUGGUCACAACGGACCUCCUCAUGUCUGGUGCCAACACAAAGCAGGCCAAGUUUUUCAUCAAUGUUCUGGCCGAACCAGCAGAAGUGGUCGCAAAGUACCUUGUGCCAAGCAUAAGAGAGAUUCCUGCUAAUGGAUCAACAAGACCUACUUACAUUCGUUUUCUUACCGGAAUUAAAGCUUACUCCAAGAUAUUUUCAAGACUCGCUUUUGGUGCAAGAAGGAACAAAUAUGUUGUUGAAGAAUGACAAAUUUGAGAAGUAGGAUAUCUUCGGACAGCAAAGUUUUAACUUCAUGCGGCAAAAUCCCCAGCCAUUAGAUCCACAGCUAUUUUUCAGUUCAUACUAUGUAAUUGAACAAUCAUGACAGACCUUCUUAACAUAAUAAUAUUCAUGUGCUCCAGUCUUCUAUUUUUCUCCUA
Daucus carota subsp. sativus is the source of this 1282-nucleotide messenger RNA. Its product is annotated as chlorophyll(ide) b reductase NOL, chloroplastic. The transcript has 13 exons. The coding region runs from base 69 to 1109 and encodes 346 amino acids. The record is from RefSeq and is a predicted model, not a curated record. NCBI's taxonomy places the organism in Eukaryota, Viridiplantae, Streptophyta, Magnoliopsida, Apiales, Apiaceae. Gene Ontology annotation, biological process: chlorophyll catabolic process; PSII associated light-harvesting complex II catabolic process. Gene Ontology annotation, molecular function: chlorophyll(ide) b reductase activity.